Molecule: messenger RNA, 1786 nt
Organism: Pyrgilauda ruficollis (rufous-necked snowfinch)
Lineage: Eukaryota; Metazoa; Chordata; Aves; Passeriformes; Passeridae
Gene: LRFN1
Product: leucine rich repeat and fibronectin type III domain containing 1
Exons: 4
Coding region: 65-1738 (557 amino acids)
Molecular function (GO): protein binding
Source: RefSeq, a predicted model, not a curated record
AGGCCCCACGGCGACGCCUGGACAGGACCAGCAUGGAGCCCUGAGAGGAGGCGCGGCCGCGGGGAUGGCGAAGCUGCUGGUGCCGCUGGUGAUGCUGGGCGCCGUGUCCGGGCCGGGGGUCCCGGCGUCGCCGCCGUCGCCGCGCUGCCCCCCGCGCUGCCUGUGCCCCGCGGCCGCGCCCAGCCCCACGCUGCUGUGCGCCCGCACGGGGCUGCUGGCCGUGCCGCCCAGCCUGGACCGCGGCGCCGUGGAGCUGCGCCUGGCCGACAACUUCAUCGGCGCCGUGGGCCGCGCCGACUUCGCCAACAUGAGCAGCCUGGUGCACCUGACGCUGUCGCGCAACGGGCUGCGCCGCCUGGCCCCCGGCGCCUUCGCCGACCUGCGCGCCCUGCGAGCGCUGCACCUGGACGGCAACCGGCUGCCGGCGCUGAGCGGGCCGCAGCUGCGCGGGCUGGCCAGCCUGCGCCACCUCAUCCUGGCCAACAACCAGCUGGCCGCCAUCGACGCUGCCGCCUUCGCCGCCUUCGCCGCCACCGUGGAGGACCUGGACCUGUCGCACAACAACCUGCCGGCGCUGCCCUGGGACGCCGUGGCCGCCAUGGGCAGCCUGGCCACGCUCACUCUGGACCACAACCUGCUGGAGCGCGUGCCGGCCGGCGCCGUGGCGCGGCUGCCGCGCCUGGCCAGGCUGGACCUCACGGCCAACCGGCUGCGGGCGCUGCCGCCGGUGCCGGGGCCGCCGGGGCCGGCGCUGGCGGCCGGGGGGAACCCGUUGCACUGCAACUGCGAGUUGCUGUGGCUGCGCCGCGUGGCUCAGCCGGGCCGCCUGGAGACCUGCGCCACGCCGGCGCCACUGGCCGGGCGGCUGCUGGGCGCCGUGCCCGAGGAGGAGCUGACCUGCCGGGCCCCACGGCGCGGCCGCGGGGAUGGCGAAGCUGCUGGUGCCGCUGGUGAUGCUGGGCGCCGUGUCCGGGCCGGGGGUCCCGGCGUCGCCGCCGUCGCCGCGCUCUUUGAGGUGUCUGGGGGGGGCGUUGAGGAGGUGUUUGGGGGAUCCUGGGACUCUGGCGUGUCCUUGAGUGGUCCUGGGUGGGUUUUCAGCUUCCUGCGGGGGGGUGCGGGGGGUCUCGCCCCUCCCCCGACUGGCCCUCGCCCCCUCCCCAGGUUGCUGCCCCCCUCCAGCCGCACCUUCGUGCUGCGGGACUUGGCCCCCGGGCGGCAGUACGAGCUGUGCGUGUCCGCGCUGCGCGUGGCCGGGGACCCCCCCGCCGCCCCCCGCCCGCUCGGCUGCGUCUCGUUCGCCACGGCCGCCGCUCCGCCGGGCUGCGCCGCGCCGCCGCGGCCCCACUUCCUGGGGGGCACCGUCAUCAUCGUCAUCGGCGCCGCCAUCGCCGCCUCCGUGCUCGUCUUCAUCCUCAUCCUCACGGCGCGCUGGAAGGCGGCGGGGGCGCGGCGCCCCCCGCCCGCGCUCACCAGCGUCUGCUCCCAGACCAACGGCGGCCCCCGGCCCGCCGAGACCCCCGAGCUGCCCCCGCUGCCCCCGCUGCCCCCAACCGCGGGCGGGGGUCCCGCGGCGGGGGGGGCGCGGGGGUUGUUCCCCAGCCACAGCUACCCGCGGCGGGCGCGGCCCCGGCGCCACGGCUCGCUGCCGCGGCUGGACGCCCCCGAGGGGACCCCCCUGGGACCCCCCCUGCGCCCCUCCUUCGGCAGCACCCACUGGAUGCUGGAGAGCACCGUCUGAGGGGGGGGCACGGCGGGGAUUUGUCCCCCCUGGGGGGUGGGGGGCGGC